AUGUUUCGAUUUCAGGUGAGUAAAACACCUUCAAAAUCCCGGGUAACACCUUCCUGAAUUUGAUAAUAUGCGCUACAGCGAGAAGCGGGUGAAAUUCUGAGCUGUGUGUGAUUUUAGUAGAGAGUGUCUGCCAUUGUUUAUGCGAUUGCCACAGUCAGAGCGGUCUGCGGCCUGUGAGCAGCCCAGUGUCCUGCUGACAUGAGCCGGGGCUGAGGUGAGCUGCAGCCCGCUGGUGAUCAGAAUCAGCGUGCUGGUAGAUAAAUCCCUCGCACAUAAAAACCCGAUUUGUGAUGGUUAUAAAACCCGUCCUGACAUGGUUUUAGUGUCCAGCACCAGAGCAGUAGUUUUCCAUCGACGUGGGUCCUGCAUGAUGUAACUAACGUCAGCGUUAGCAUUGUUGCUAACAGGUUAUGCUGUUUGGUUCUGUGUGCCAAAGGCACCUGGUGAAAAACGAAGUUUGGGUUUCAGUUAUUUCCCGCUGAUGUGGAUCGGUGUUUCAGAAUUUUGUCUGAAAAAAAGGCUGUUUUUACAGAUGAUUAGAUGCUAAAGGCUGGUCUUACUUAUCAGCUACACUGUAAGACACCAUGCUGUGCUGCCUGUGACUAAGCUAACCAAAGUAUUUACCGCUAAUUUGUGCUGAUCAAACUGGGUUUGGAUCAACAAGAGUUCACACCCAAUUCACGUGGUUAUCUUUGAGUCUAGAGAAGUCCACACUCUUUGUAAAACCCUCGACGUUUCUAUUUAAUAGUGAUAUAACCAGACAGUCUAAAGACGCACAACGUGGAGCUAAUAUCGACCAAGAAUGACCUCCUGACGGCCAAACACUGAUUUAAAAAAACAACUCAGAAGAAAAUGUCUGGUACUUAAAGAGAUAUUCCGGCGUGAAAUGAAGCCCCUUGAGAGCUGAAUGUUGCCGACUGCUUGCUUCUCUAGUUUUACCAAUUUUAGUAACGACCGCACGAUAGCAAUACACGGUUGUCUAGGUCUCCACGCGCAAACCUCAAUCAAAACGCCACUCUAUAGCCACAAAUAAUGCUCAAAACAGCACCUAACUUCAUCAACAGUACAUAUAGGGUCCCAGAUAAUCACCAUAUUCAUCAUUUUGCACUGCAAACUCUGUAGUUCGUCUACCUUUGCGUCUCAGUCUGAUUGCAUUUCCCUGAAGUAAUGAUCAUAAAUGUUCUUCCUUGAGCUGCGAAACUCUGCUGCAGUCUGUAAUGGACUGGCCUGGGGUUUUGCUACAAAAAAGCAGCUGCUGGAAGAGAGUAGUUGAGUUGUGUUUAGUCUCUUUGCGAAUGAAAUCAGUCAAAGCUAAAAAGAUGUUUGGCGGCUGGUACUAUGACUGGGACCCUAUAUGUCCUGUUGAUGAAGUUAGGUGCUCUUCUGAGCAUUAUUUGUGGCGUUUUGGUUGAGGUUUGUGCAUGGAGACGUAGACAGCUGUGUAUUGCUAUCAUGCGGGCAUUACUAAAGUUGGUAUAACUACAGAAGCAAGCGGUCGGCAACAUUCAUCUCUUGAGGGGGUGUCUAACUUGGUGUUACAGUGUGUUUGAACCUAAAUUAGUUUUACGUCGAAAUAUCCCUUUAAAUUCACACCUUUAAUUGCAUGGGAGGAUUUGCAUUGAUUUUUUUCAUGAAGUUAUAUCAUUUUGCAGUCUUUUAUUAGUCUUCAUUGGACAAAGGUUUUUGAGAAUGAAUCGUUUAUGAUCGAAUCAUUCAGCUGCAAAGAUGUGUGAUUUGACAAGCAGAGUUUGCAGUGUGUCUUUAGAGACUGUGUAUAUUUGGUCGGUAGUUACCAAAAACCUUGACUUAUAUGCAUGUUUUAUUUCCAAUCUUGACAAAAAAGAUUGAUGCUUUUCAGAUAACUUGAAUUUUAUGUUUCAUUUAAACAAUGCAAAGAUAUCUCAAGUCGCGACACUGCUGCCUUCAGUGAUAUGAUUUGUUCAUUUUUUAAAAUCAGCCUCAUGUGCAGUAUCGACCGCUGCCAUCGGAUUAUUUUGAGAUUCCAGAAAUCGCCUUCAUUAAUCGGCCUUUCUGUUGUUAAAAUUGAACCAUGCUAAGAGAAAACCAUAUAGGAACACAAUUUAUUCAAAAAUACUGGAGACUUCUCUGGGCUUGAGUUGAUUACAGAUGGAAAGUUAAAAACCAAACACCUGUGAUGAUCCGGUAAUGCACAAAUGCCCACAUGCCAUGUGUAGAUCACACAUCUGAGAAGCUUCCACUAAUACUGAACAAUACCUACAUGUUUUGGAGCAGCAAAUAUCUCCACCCAGAAAAUGACUGUUUCAUAGGAAAACUUGCAUAUUUCAGUAAGACGAUGCCAAACACAUUCGGCAAAUAUAUAACUGCAUGAUGCUGCAGUUUAGAGUCAAAUACUAAACUGGCCUGCCUGCAGUCCUGACGUAUCGCCCACUGAGAACAAAAUGAAGAAAAAUCAUUAAAGGAAAAUAUGGUGUUUUAAGGUGUAUCAAGCAUUUGUGAAUAAGGUCGCUGUAUGAAAUACUUUAUAUUGUUCUCUGUAGGUGAUAUUUUUUUGCUACUACGAUAUUUUUCCUUGUUUUUCGUUGUCUAUCUGUUUUUAUGUGUAUAGUUUAAUUAGUAUUUGUUUCUGCUUGAUGUUCAUUUUUUGUGGACUUUGUAUCCCACUAUUAUGAUUUAAUUCAAUUAAUAAAAAUAAAGAAGUGGAUUUAAAAAAAGGAAAAUAGGACUAAAACGACCUGAACUGUUGGGCAGCUGAAAUCCCAAAUCAGACAAGAAUGGGACCACAUUUCACCAUCAGAGCUUUAACAAACAGUCAAACAUAUCAUGCUGUUGUGGGAUCAGUGUGAAGGUAGAAACUAUAGAGGUGUGUUCUGGUGCGUUUGCAGAUUAGUUAUUCAUUAGUGGCGGUUAUUUCCUCUUCCUCUUUCUACCUUCCAGUGUUUCUCCUUAGACGUUUUUUUUUUCUUCUUCUCUCCACUCCCUCUAACCCCGUCACUUUAUUUUCCAAAACCCUGAUUCAGGUAACUUUUCUUGUUACCUCUCAACCCUCAUCUCUUUUGGUCCUUGUCUGUUUGUGUCGUCACAGUCCCUGGAUGAAGACUGUACAUUGGAGGAGGAAGAUGAGGGACUGAUUGAGGAGGAGGAUGAAAUCGAUCAGUUCAAUGAUGACACCUUUGGGGCUGGUGCCAUCGGUAAGCUGUGUGCAAAUUUAGCUUUAAGUGUGUUUUAAAGGAAGUUUGAAAAAAGACAAUUUAGAGGAACACAUAUCUUAAAAAGUAAUCUUCUUGAUAGAUUAAAUGAAGGAUGUAAAAACAAGAUCUAUCUCUUUAAUCAGGAGUAAGUUUGCUGUAGAAAUGAUCAAAACAAAAACUCUGUUUCAGAUGACGACUGGCAGGAGGAACACAAACGCCUCGCCGAGCUCGAUGAGAGGGAUGGGCUCGGAGCAGGGCUGGGGUUCGGAGGAGGCGGGAUGGGAGGAGAACCCGAUUUAGGAGGAGCUGGGGACUCUUCCUCUGCCCGUCUCCCGCCUACUGCCAGCCACCUCCCUCUUCCAUCGUCCCUCCCUCCACUCAAGUUCUCCUCGUCCUCCCCUGGACUCCCUCAGCCAGGUCAGUGAUGACAUGAAAGGAUGCUUAUCAUAGGGCUGGGCGAUACGGCCUCAAAUCAAUAUUAGGAUAUACAGUUCACCUCAAUAACUAUAAAUGGACGAUAACCACUCCACAAGCUGCUCAACCCCUCCCACAUUAUGGUACUGGAUGGGGUGGAGUCACGUCUCUGAUGAAGGACAGCAUCGUAAAGGGACAUGAGGCUAUAGCCUACCUACACACAUCCAAAACCAACUAGGAGUUAUUUAUUUUUUGACACCAAAUAUACCAAUAUGGCAAAAUGACGUCAGUUAUUGUCGUAAAUUUUAGUAUCGGUAAAUUUUUGGAUUAUCGCCCAGCCCUAGCUGCUCACAUCAGUUUUUUACUUUGUUAAUUUGAUAGUAAUUGCUUAAAGAAAACAAAGACAGUAAUGCAACAGCUGUUCAUGAAAAAUCAAAACCUCUUACUCUACUCUUAAUUCAAUCAUUCUUCAGGCUCUUGCAUCAACAAUAACUCUCAUUCCUCUUUUGGGAACUCCCCCACACUCUUUUGUUUCAGAUGUGGAGGAUCGAGCAGGCGGAGGCGGUCUGGCUGAGUCUUUGGCCAGGCUCAUCCUGGAUGCAGAUCCGGCCAUCGCUGGGGUCGGGGCGGCUGAGAGACCCGGUCCAUCCCCCAGCUCUUCAGGAUCCAGCUUGUCCGCUCUGCAGGGGCUGGACCGAUCCAGAGUCCUGCCUCAGCCUUCCUCUAUCCCACACCAGCAUCCCCAUCACCCCCAGCACCAGCUGCCUCCCGGGCCCUCCACGUCAGGUAAGAAGGAAUUCAAAAGACCACCUGAACUUUUCGUCUGUUAUCAGCUCCAGGGUCAAACACAGUAACACAGAGUGAGACACCCCCUCGAGAGAUUGAUGUUGCCAACUGCUUCCUUCUCUAGUUAUACCAACUUUAGUAACGAAGCUACUAUUAUAAAAAAGAUGUAUCCACCACCAACAACAGUUUUACGCGCGCAACUGUAUCAAAAGUUUGUCUGCCCAGAAUAAGGCGAUGUUUUAUUUGGAAAAUGCCUCUAGUUACAGGAGCGUAUUUUUCAGAUAUUUUUAUCAACAUAUUUCAGCUCUUCUCUGUGAAUUGUCACUUUUACUAACCUUAAUUUCUCUGCUCUGCUCCAGGCCUUCCUCCCGGUCCUCCUCCCUCGUCCAUGCUCAGUUACCAGCAGCAGCAGCAGCAGCACCUGCUGCGCAGAGGGCCAGCUCCUAUGGGCCAGGUAAGAUUUUUAAGUUUUACAGUGUCUUCGUGAGUGCACAAGCUAUGAGUCGUGAAAUAGGACUUUUAAGUGAACGUGUGGUCUGAUUAUCUCUCUAGAUUUUUUAUUGUUCUGUGUCUUUGUGGCUGUUUAUCAAUCAGAAUGCGAUGAUAUGAUAACAGUAUUUCAGAUUGUUGAUGUUUAUGUGACUAAACACCUGGAACACGAUAGUAAGAGAUGAUAACGUUAUCUGAGCGUCUCUCCCUGAGUGUCACACAGACAGAAAGAUAUUUGCUGUAGGAAUGAGGUCUAGUGAGGAAUCAGUGUGUUUACUGUUCACUUCGGAGGGUCAGUGUAGAUUUUUUUUUUCCUCUCAUGGUAGAAUAAAGAAAGCUUUUUUAAAAAAACAUGUUUUUACUUAAUCUGUGCAACAUCUUUUUGAUUUCUGGGCCCUUUAUUAAAACGUUUCCCUCUUCUCUGUUCAUUAUAUCACCUCUUCAGAUGAACUCUCACAGUAUUUGGGAGAACAGCAUGGGUUUCGGGCCUGUCAGUGUCGCCCCUGGACUCGUCACACACAUGGAGGUAAGGGACUCUCUCUUUUCUGUCUGUGGUUUCUUUCAGUUAAAUGGUCUGGUGCGGUUCAGCUCAGUUUGGUCCAGUUCAGUAAACCCUGAUCCUCUUGGGCACACUGUGAAGGAAGCCUCAUGAAAACGAUAAAAUGGUUUAAUUUUAGGUUUGGUGUGUGUGUUUACGGAUUAGUCGAUUGAGCAUGAGCGCCACAUUUCACACACUGAGAAUCCAAAAAAAGAAACGUCUACCCGAGUAUUUUCUGUAUGCAGACGUCCAAAACCGACAGAAAUACGAUCUUCUGAGGCUUUUUACUUCUAGAACGCUUUUCAUUCUUUUUCCCGUGGCGAGACUCCGCUUGUUUUUACGCUUUGAGUCUUAUUCAUAAAAUGUCAGCAAAUUAGUGUGUAGAUUUACACAUAAAAGUCUUUGGUACCAAAAAUUAAACAAGAUUCAUGAAUGUAAAAAAAAAAAAAAAAAAUGGUAUCCAGGGCUCGAUUGUGCGACUGUUUCACUUGCAUGUGCGAAUUGUAAACUGUAUUUAGGGGCACAUGUGCGCAUACAAAAAAAAUGUGUAACGGAUGUUAAUUUUGCUCGCCUCGUCUUUAUCCUCUCUCGUUUCCCUCUCCUCUCAGGAUAGUCCGCUCAUGUCCAUUAUCAAGGAGGUGGGGCUUCCUAAACGACCCCCUCAGGGGAGAAAUGAUGAGGGACGGGAUUUGUCGGAAAGAGUCCCGCCUCCACGCUCGUCUUCUCCUGUGAUUGGCUCCCCUCCCGUGAGGGCGGUGCCUAUCGGGACGCCACCCAAACAGCCGAUGAGCCACGGACUGAACCACCAGGUAAAUAUUACACGAGUUUUUUUAUUCUUUUAUCUUUAACUUAAAGUCCAAAAAAAUCACUUCCUCUCAGGAAAGGUUUGUGUGGCUCUUACCGACGUCACGAUUCUGCUCUGUAAGAACUACAAUUUCCCACAGAUGGACUCCAAAAAAAAACAAGUGUGCUCCUACCGUGUUGAUUCAUGUAGCCACAUAAAGUGAAAAUUGGAGACAUGUUUUGUCAGGUUAAGAGGCAGAGCUGCUGAGACAGUCUGAAGGUCUCAGAAAACAUUUGUAAGCUUUCAUAUUUCUAGAGUUAAAGCUCUUUUAAGUGUGUAAAUGUCCUGUUUUAAGUUCUUUUUUAUUCCUACAAGCUCAAAGUUGUUUGUUCGCUUCUCUUAUUAUUAGUCAUCAAAGGAUGACAGCAAAGCACCAAAGAUAUAUUUUUUUUAUUAUAAGCAUCAGCGUUCAUUAAUUGAUGCUGAAUCGUCACGUGAAGAAUCGCGAUGCAUCGACACAGCGAUGAAUCCGACCCUUCUCUACUGUAUGUGUGUGUUUGUGUGUGUUUGUGUAGAUCCACCACCCUACAGCGGUUCAUGUGAGAGCCCCGGUCCAGCACAGAUAUCCUCCUCCUUUCCCUGAGCGCCUCUCACCCAACACCCUCCUCAAUAUAGCAGUGAGUUUCUCCUAGUGAGAGAGUAAAUGUGUCAAAGUGAUUUACAAAGAGCUUCAGGUUUUUAUGAAUGUUCGGUGUUUUUGUUUCAGAACUCCCCGCUUUGUCGCGGUCCGUUCCCGCCCGGAGUCGGUCCUGUCCUGUCUCAGAUUCAGCGGGCUCAGCUGCUCAACUCUCAGGUAGAUACAAGUAAAGAGUUGCCGACAACCUCACAGUAUUUUAAAGAAAGAGCUCCUCCCUCUGACUCUUUUUUUCUCUCCCUGCAGGUGGCUGGGUUUCCUCGCGGUGGUCCAGCUCCUCCGUUGCUACCUGGCGGUGGCGGUUUCAGGCCGUUCUUCGGACCCCCUCCUCCACACGGUCACAGAAUGGGACCGCCGCCUCCUCACGGCCCGCCGAACCACACCCCACCCAUCCGGCAUAACACCACCCACCUCCACCCUCAGCACCGUCGUAUGCUCACACAGCGCAUGCAGAACCGAGGAGGGUGAGGACGGGUUCUAAUGAAGACAGACAACAUUAGUUACCUGAUUGAACCUCCUCAUGAUUGUCUCUUCACCUCCAUGCAGGGACAGGAGUCGGACUGGAGGGGACAGGCGCAGCAGAGACCCCUACAGUAACCUGAUGACUCAGAAAGAGAAGGAGUGGGUCACUAAGAUCCAGAUGAUGCAGCUGCAAAGCACUGACCCAUAUCUGGAUGACUACUACUACCAGGUCGGUACUUUGAAAUAUUACAGAACCUGAAAAUUACAGAGAUUUGUGUCACGUGAUCUGAACAAGUCUCCCACUUUUAGAAAGAUUUGGUGUUUUUGCUGAACGUCAGCCCCUGGUAAUGACAAAACGAGGAGUUUAGGGUAGGACUGGACGUUUAUAUGAUUGUGAUUAAAUUCAGUAUGAUCACGGUGAUCAGCUGUGAGCAUAUUUACUCGAUCAAACAUGGCAGAAAUGUGCGUGACAACAACCAAUCAGGGUCAAGCUUUCUAAACAGAAUGACCGAAUGUGGAGCUGAGGACAGCAAAAAAGAUGUCAGCCGUGACUUUGAGUCAUCCUCUGAAGAUGCCAUUGUUGAGAAGAAAAGUUAUUCAACGUCGGUUGUUGUGGCGGUGGUUCGGGUAUUUCCAAAGUGACGUUGAGCAAUUAAGCCGAUGUGUAAGGUAUGUCGGCGGUCCAGAGUGUUUAUGCGGAAAGCAUGAAAUUAAGAGCGAAGUCUGCGCAGCCUGGCAUUAGCAGGUUAGACACAACUGGCGGUGCAGCCACCAAACCAAAGCAGCAGUCAAUCAUUCUACUACAUUUAUAUCACUUAAUGCUAACAUUUUAAGGUGUUAUAGGGUUGGGCGAUAUGGCCUCAAAUCAAUAUCACGAUGUAUUGAUCAGUUCACCUGGAUAACGAUAAAUGGAUGAUAACUACUCCACAAGCUGCUCACCCCCUCCCUUAUUAACCCAGUUUACUUCAGCCGCUCCAACUUUUGAACCGUCCUUCAUCUCCUCACCUGUCUUUCCCUCUUUAUUACGGACUGGAUGGGUUGGAGUCAGGUCUCUGACGUAGGACAGCGUCUUAAAGGGACAUGAGACCAUAGCCUACCUACACACAUCCAAAACCAACAUUUGUUUAUUUAUCUUUUUGACCCCAAAUAUACUGAUAUGGGCAAAAUGAUGUUGGUUAUUGUCGUAAAUUUCGGUAUCGGUAAAUUUUCAGUUUAUUGCCCAGCCCUACAUCAUCAUUAUCCCUGAGGGGGCCAUUUGUUUAUUUUGGGUCUUACAUACCUUUAAUAACACUAAGGACUCUAAACUAAUUCACUGUAUUAUUUAGUAUUUAUCUACUUUUCUUGUACUGUUGACUUGAAAUGUUUUUUUAAAUGUUUUUCUAAGUUUAUCUGAUUUAAUUUGCUUUGUUAUUUACUUUGUAUGUUAAUAAAAUGUUGAACUUAUCUCUAGUUUCUUUAGUUUUUAGUACAGAGGCUUUAAAACUGGCAGUUUAAAAAAUAAGAAAAUAUCAUGAUAAUAAUCAAGAUCAGACAAUAUGACAAAAUAUAUCAUAAUCAUUUUUUUUUUUUGCCAAAUUGCCCAGUCCUAGUUUAGUGUCUUUAUUUUUUUUUCAAAGCUAGCAGACAUCAGUUUGAGUUCAAAUGAGGAUCAGUGACGGUGUCGGUUCUUGUGUCCACUCCUGUAGAACUACUAUGAAAAGAUGGAGAAACGUCAAGAAAGAGAGAGAGACAGCAGCAAGAAGGAGCACACCACCAAACUGAUCACUCCACAGGUGGCCAAGGUCGAACACACCUACAGACCAGGUAAAGAACAGCUCAGGUUUACUAUUUAAUGGGACGUUUGUUUUGUUCAUGUGAUAAACACGGUUCUGGUUCUGGUUGUCAACAGUCCAGUUCGCGGGCUCUCUGGGGAAACUGACCGUCUCCAGUGUGAACAACCCCCGGAAGAUGAUUGACGCCGUGGUGACGACUCGCACAGACGAUGAGGUUUGUUCUCACGCUUGAUAGAAAUGAACAUUACCUAACAUUUCCUCCCAGAUGGAGAUGAGAUCAUGCGUUUAUUACAUCAGCUCUGAGGUGUAUUUGCCAUCGAUAUUGAUCUGAAGUUUGCUCUGAAGUCUCAUGUUUUUUUUUCUGCGUCUGUUUUUCUGUUUAUCUCCAGGAGAAACGAGAGAAGCAGGUCUGGAAUAAGAGGCGACAGAUCCUCUACACAGUGGAGAAGGUAAGAUAAGGAUGGUUUAAAGUUUCCCCUCUCAGGAUUUAAGGAAAUGACUUCUUUAAGCCCACCGUCUGUUCCUCUGUUCGUCUUCAGAUGUACAGUUUGCUGCUUGAGGUUCAAGACUUUGAGAAACGAUUCAUGCAGACGCCGGAGGAGGACCGGGAAGCUCUGCUGGAGCAGCACAAAACCAACACGGUGCAGCUGUGCAACUCUCUGCGGGAGAAGGAGUGGGACGACAGGUAGGAGGAGAGGAAACGAGAAAAACCUGAACAUGUGGAGAUGAUGGAGUUCGUCCAGCUCCUCUACAAACACUGAUUUCUGUCUGUCUUUAAAGAGUGAGCGAUGAGCAGUGCGUGAUGAUCAUGUCUGUGAGGAAGGGCAAGAGGCUCAUCUCCAGGCUCCUCCCCUUCCUGCCGUCACCCCAGGCUGCCGCCAUUGUCAUGGCGAUCGCCCGUAAUCUUCCUGCCCUGGCGAAGAAGGAUAAGCAGGACCAGGUAAGUGUUUCAGGUUUUUACGUCAAUUCAACAUCGUAGCAGGACAGAACAAAAACCUGAUAUUAUAAAAAAAAAUCCUGUUCAGGUCCUGUGCUGGUUGGUGGAGCCGGUUUCUGCUGUGAUCCAGUCUUUGUCGAGCUCCGCCCUCACAGACCUGCUCCAAGAGCUUCAGGGCAACGAGGGGCAGCUGGCCACAGUACUGCACAACAAGGUACGAACAAGACAGAAACUGAAACGCUCAAAUUUGUCUUUCUGUUUUUCUCAUAAUUUUUUUAUAUUUUUCUACUAUAUUUUUUCCUCUAUAUUAUAUGUAAUUUUUCCCCCAUAUUUUUUUUUUAUUUCUAUUUUUUUUUCUCUUUAUUUUUUUUUUCUGUAUUUUUUUUCUCCUUAUUUUUUCCCUCAUUGAGUUUCCCAUCAGGGAUUAAAUUGUUAUUCUUAUUCUUAGGUUAUUCUUAUUGUUGUCAGUCAGUAUUAUUUUUAUUAUUUUUUCAUGUUAUCUUGUGCUUUUGUACAUUAAAUUGUAAUAUUGUAAUAUAGAAAUGUUCAUAGAAUAACCCUGAAUAAAUAUUUUAGUUCUUGACUUUUAGAAAAAUGAAGAACAGGUUGAGUUGUGAAGCACUGAACACUCGCUCACCUUUGUUUGUGUGUGUUUUUGUCCAGUUUGGUGUGACACUGCUAUACCUGAUCCUGAGUGAAGGAGAGAGGAUGCAGAGCUCCGACCCCAACUGUCAACUCAUGGACGACAAUCGAUGGUGAGAGACUAAACACCGACUGUUUAUCUGAGGAUCAGAGCUGCUCGAGUCUCAGAGUUUCCUUUAAGUCAGGAUAUGGUCUGAACUUUUUAUAUGUUCAGUUUUAUAAAAAGUACAAAAAUACACUUUUAUUAUGAUAAUAAUAAUAAUAAUAAUUGUUAUUAUUGUUAUUAUAAUAAUAAUAAUUAUUAUUAUUAUUAUUAUUAUUAUUAUUGUUGUUGUUGUUGUUGUUGUUAUUACAAUAUUGCCAAAACAGAACAUCACAAUAAUAACAACAACAAUAGUAAGAAUGAUAAAAAUAUGAAACAUAAUAAACAUAAUAAUAUAAUAUGAAAAUGUAAUAAUAUCAAAUAUAAAAUCUCUCUCUCUCUCUCUCCACCUCCUCCAGGACUGAGUUGGUGUUUUCAGUGACAAGGGAGCUGCUCAGCAUCCCCACCUCCUCCCUCUCCCCUCCACUCUUCACCCCUCCUAACCUCCUCUCCCUCCUGUCCCGUUACGUCGAUCGGCAGAGGCUGGAGCUGCUGCAGGACAAGCUACAGUGAGUGACUCCAACCCCCUAACACACACACACACACACACACCUUAAAUAAAAAAUCUCUGUUGUCGUACUUGAUGUUAAAAAAUAAAAAUAAUAUAUUUUCUUUCUUUCUGUCUUCAGGAUUUCUGCUCUGUCCAGGUAG
Messenger RNA from Xyrichtys novacula (pearly razorfish), 11481 nucleotides. Lineage: Eukaryota; Metazoa; Chordata; Actinopteri; Labriformes; Labridae. The record is from the annotation of a GenBank genome assembly.